GUGCGCAUGCGCAGAGGGGGCCGGGCGCGACCGGCGCGUGCGCAGUGGAGGCGCCGCUGCAGUGAUAGGGGAGGGGGAGCGUCCGCCAUUUUAGCCCUUGGAGGGAAAGGAGGGCGAGUCGUCAGUCAGUCGGUCGCUGGAGGCCGAGCAGAUCUGCUCUAAGCACCAUGAGAGAAAAAGUGUAAGAUACCAUCAUGAUUGGAGGCUUAUUCAUUUAUAAUCACAAGGGAGAGGUUUUAAUCUCUCGAGUCUACAGAGAUGACAUUGGGCGGAAUGCAGUGGAUGCCUUCCGGGUCAAUGUCAUCCAUGCACGGCAACAGGUGCGCUCACCUGUCACCAAUAUUGCCCGAACAAGUUUCUUCCAUGUCAAGCGUUCCAACAUCUGGCUGGCUGCUGUCACCAAGCAAAAUGUCAAUGCUGCUAUGGUCUUUGAGUUCCUCUAUAAGAUGUGUGAUGUGAUGACUGCCUACUUUGGAAAGAUCAGUGAAGAGAACAUCAAGAACAACUUUGUGCUCAUCUACGAGCUUCUGGAUGAAAUCCUGGAUUUUGGUUACCCUCAGAAUUCCGAGACAGGAGCACUGAAAACAUUCAUCACCCAGCAAGGAAUCAAGAGCCAGCACCAGACUAAAGAAGAACAGUCUCAGAUUACUAGCCAGGUGACUGGUCAGAUCGGUUGGAGGCGUGAAGGCAUCAAAUACCGUCGCAAUGAACUCUUUCUGGAUGUGCUGGAAAGUGUGAACUUGUUAAUGUCACCACAAGGUCAAGUGUUGAGUGCCCAUGUCUCCGGCAGGGUAGUGAUGAAGAGCUAUCUCAGUGGGAUGCCUGAGUGCAAGUUUGGCAUGAACGACAAAAUUGUAAUUGAGAAACAAGGCAAAGGGACUGCAGAUGAGACAGGGAAAAGUGAAGCAGGAAGCGGGAAACAGUCAAUUGCUAUUGAUGACUGCACCUUCCACCAAUGCGUGAGGCUCAGCAAGUUUGACUCAGAGAGGAGUAUUAGCUUCAUACCCCCAGAUGGAGAGUUUGAACUAAUGAGGUAUCGAACCACUAAGGACAUUAUCCUGCCUUUCCGAGUGAUCCCAUUGGUACGGGAAGUGGGUCGCACCAAACUGGAGGUGAAGGUGGUGAUCAAGUCCAACUUCAAGCCUUCACUCUUGGCUCAGAAGAUAGAGGUGCGAAUCCCAACCCCUCUGAACACCAGUGGUGUACAAGUUAUCUGCAUGAAAGGGAAGGCAAAAUACAAGGCUAGUGAGAACGCCAUUGUUUGGAAAAUUAAGCGCAUGGCUGGAAUGAAGGAGUCCCAGAUCAGUGCAGAGAUUGAACUGCUUCCGACUAAUGACAAGAAGAAAUGGGCUCGGCCACCAAUCUCCAUGAACUUUGAGGUCCCCUUUGCACCCUCUGGACUGAAGGUUCGCUACCUGAAAGUGUUUGAGCCAAAGCUGAACUACAGUGACCACGAUGUGAUCAAAUGGGUGAGGUAUAUUGGCAGGAGUGGAAUCUACGAGACGAGAUGCUAGCCCUCCGCAGCUGACUGGCUCCCUCUUUUCCCAGCCUCCCUUGGUCUCAAAAGUACAAUUGAAAAUCAUUUCUUUGGCCCCUCCUCUGUGCAGAGGCUGGAUGCUGGACUCCUGCAGCUCCUCUCUGAAAAAAGGACACUGGUGUCUGGUUUGGUUUCAGUUACUUAUUGGAGUUGCAGCUGAAGCCAGGUGCCUCGCUUCUGUUCCAGGGUAUAAAAGGGCCAGUCUAACCAUCAUCCCCUUUGUGGUCAUUCUAGGGAACAUCCACCAUGUGAUAAACCCCCACCUCUUCUGUUGUCACUACUUGCAUCAUAUCCUAGUAUUUUUGGAAGUUCUUGUGCACACGUACUAGUAGAAUAGGCCUCAGAACCAUAGACUGGACAAACCCAGAGUUAAUUCUGGCUCCCGAACAUGCUGUUGCUGUUGUGAUUGUUGCUGUGCAGCAAGAGUGGGGCUGGCCAUUCUCCCUCCUCCACAGCCCCCGCUUCUCUUUGUUUUCUUCUGCAGUGUCCUUAACAUGGAGCUCUACUCUAGGAAGGUUAGUGACCAAAAGGGCUGAGGGUUGGCAUCCCUUGGUGGGAAGAGGGUAGCACAACAUUUCACAGCUUUAGAUAUAGAGGGCCUGGUCCUUUGAGCACUGAUCACAGCUGACAAAGCCAGCGCCUUCUUCUGCCUCCCCCUCUGCCCCCAGUCAAACCAAACCUGACAGCUGCUUGAAGGUGGACUGACUUUGUCAGUGGGCUGUACAGGAUUUAUUGUCUAGUUUAGAAUUGGCCAGUAAAUCAUUUCUCUGUCCCAUAUUCUUUUCUCCUUCUCUUUCCCCUUUCUUUUGCCUGGUCACACUUAACGCUUUGUUCUACCAAAAGCUUUUGAAUGGAUCAGUAGAAAUGCUGUUGUAGCCCACAGUCCUUUGCCUCUUAUAUUGUGGUCUCCCAUUUUGUACACUUGUGAUUUGUCCAGUUCUAAACCCAAUAAACUAUGUAGAACCA
Sceloporus undulatus (fence lizard) is the source of this 2503-nucleotide messenger RNA. RefSeq names its product adaptor related protein complex 2 subunit mu 1 (gene AP2M1). Gene Ontology annotation, molecular function: clathrin-cargo adaptor activity. Bases 195 to 1514 code for a protein of 439 amino acids. Gene Ontology annotation, biological process: clathrin-dependent endocytosis; intracellular protein transport. Lineage: Eukaryota; Metazoa; Chordata; Lepidosauria; Squamata; Phrynosomatidae. Gene Ontology annotation, cellular component: cytoplasmic vesicle; AP-2 adaptor complex. The transcript is spliced from 13 exons. The record is from RefSeq and is a predicted model, not a curated record.